Microtus ochrogaster (prairie vole) is the source of this 1542-nucleotide messenger RNA. It is a transcript of the gene Lkaaear1, whose product is annotated as LKAAEAR motif containing 1. The record is from RefSeq and is a predicted model, not a curated record. The coding region runs from base 24 to 626 and encodes 200 amino acids. NCBI's taxonomy places the organism in Eukaryota, Metazoa, Chordata, Mammalia, Rodentia, Cricetidae. The transcript has 2 exons.
CCUUUUCUUCUACAGACUGAAGCAUGCCAUCCCCAGGAGUAAAGGGUACACGGGAGCGGGCCAAAAAGAGUGCACCAGUAGCUGGAGCUGGUGAGAAACGCAGGAAGGACCCGCAGGCAACAGAGCCCCCGAAGCCAGGCUGGACCUUGAGUCAGGAGAGGCUGGCGGCCAUGACCCCCACAGAGCGCCGCCGCCACCUGCUCUUUGGAGACCUGCUCGACGACGCAGGCGCGGCCGCCUCCAUCUUUCCACGCGAGUCUGUGGACAUACCCUACUCCAUGCCCGACCCGCGCACCUGGACGCAAGCAUCCGAACUACCCGCUGAGCGUCAGAAUCGGCUUCUGGGCGUCCUCAAGGCCGCAGAGGCCCGUGGCCGAGUCCGCGCCCUGAGGUUGCGCUACACGCGAAUGCGGGCAGAGGAAAUAGCUCUCCUGAUCCAGAGGCAGGGCUCAGCGCGCGCCGCCAUUCGGCUGGAACUGUUCCUACCACCCCAACUGAAGCCCACGAAAAUCCCCGAUCCUCUGGACCGACAGGAGGUGCGGACAAACCCGGAGACGGGUGAGAGGGCCCCCGUGCCUCGCCACACACUGACACCAGCCCAUUUCUCUACAGCGGAGGCGUGUUGAGACAAUCCUGGAAGAGGCGGUAGAUGGCAGCAUCUUCCCGCGAUGACGGUGACCCUGGCCUACAGAGCCCCAGGAUUACAAGGGCUCUCCACCCUCUAACAUAAAGUUCUCAUCGAGGGUUCUCGGGUCUUUCCCUUCUUUUCCCCCUGGACUCCAGGAGGGAAGGGCAAGCUUAGAUGCCACCUCCCACAGCCACAGUGUCAGUGAUGGCUCUUCAAAGUAAGGAGAUGUUAAGAUAAUCCUAUCUCCCAAUCGCCUGCCCCCAUCAGGCAACCAGUGCCCUUCAGGACCAUAGAGGUAAUGGGGAGGGGAGGUACCAAUGUGGGAAAGGAUAUGGGUGAGCCUGCCUUGACAACAGCACCCCCAGAAAUCAGGGUUGUCUUCAAAGUUGGAUCAUUCCACCUGAGGGCUGGGGUGGCAUUCGGGGAGGGAGAAUGACGGCAAAGCCAAAGCUGGCCUUUGGAGAGUCCAGUUAGUUAUGCCCAGAGGACCAACAGAUUGUGAAUGGGGCGCUCCUCGCCAAGGUCCCUGGAUGGUGGACAGAAAGCUCACCCACAGCCUCCCUCUCGUCAGAAACAGCCUCCUGUGCCCACUUGUCCACCAAACAUGGAACACAGGAAGGAAGCCACCCAUCCCAUUCCGAUCACUGAUCACUAGACUCUGAAAAGCCCCUGGUUUCUGAGCAGCUCUUCUUCCUCUUCUCCACAGUAUGGGCUCUUUGCAGAACCUGUGGUGCCUUGGCCCCUUGGCCUUGUCCUCCAUCCCAGCCUCUACCCAGCAGGUUGAAGAGAGGUGGGAGCUGUGAGGAGGUAGACAGCUCCCUGUCCCUGCAUGGAGGCUCCCACUGGCUCUGUAUGAAACAGAGAACAGAAGGGAAGGAGGAAAAAGAGAUCAAAACUGUGGUCCACUCACUGAG